This is a messenger RNA of Stegostoma tigrinum, 1847 nucleotides long. It is a transcript of the gene slbp, whose product is annotated as stem-loop binding protein. The record is from RefSeq and is a predicted model, not a curated record. Gene Ontology annotation, molecular function: histone pre-mRNA stem-loop binding; mRNA binding. NCBI's taxonomy places the organism in Eukaryota, Metazoa, Chordata, Chondrichthyes, Orectolobiformes, Stegostomatidae. Gene Ontology annotation, cellular component: histone pre-mRNA 3'end processing complex; cytoplasm. Gene Ontology annotation, biological process: mRNA transport; mRNA 3'-end processing by stem-loop binding and cleavage. The transcript has 8 exons. The coding region runs from base 108 to 998 and encodes 296 amino acids.
UCUGGUCUGGGCCUUGCCGAACGGGCGGGAGGCCGCGGGGGUUAUGUUGGAGCCGGAACAGGAGCAGUUUCAGUGUCAGGGAGAGCAGCGGCACUGCUGUGUUGGUAAUGGCUCAUUAUAGCCCGGUGUCAGCUUGUCAGAAAAACGAACGCUUCAGGAGGAAGCCCCCGCCAUGUCGUUGGUCUGUGGGCAGGAAACGAGGAGCCGACGGCAAACUGCGGAGAAUGGGCGACUCGGACUCCACCGUGUUUGAGGAUGAGAUCAAGGAGUGGGACGAUUCUCCAUCUUGGCCAGAUGACAGAGUCUCCAGUUUCACAACACCAGAAGGUGACGGAGCAGUCCCCAGAUGUGGUUCUGCAGAUUGGGGUACUGCAGUUGAAGAUGAAGAAACAAGACAGACUGUUUAUCGGGAUUUGAAAAGAUACAAAAGACGUCUCUUGCUCAGCGAUUUUAAUGAUCAUGAAAAGGAUUACUCUUCUGAAAGCUCGAGUGGCUCCAGAGAAUCACUGGCACCAUCAGAACUUGAAACUGAUGAAGUAGUAUUGAUGAGAAGACAGAAGCAAAUCAACUAUGGAAAGAAUACUAUUGCAUAUGAUAGAUUCAUUCAGGAAGUCCCCAAACACCUUCGGAAGCCAGGUGUUCAUCCAAGGACUCCCAACAAAUUUAAGAAAUUCAGUCGUAGAUCCUGGGACCAGCAAAUUAGGUUGUGGAGAAUUGCACUGCAUGCUUGGGAUCCACCAGCAGAAGAAGGCAGUGAUUUACAAGCAGUUACGGAGUUUGACUUUGAUAUGGAAACAGAAUCUGUGAACAGCUCAAGUGGGAGUCGAACAAGCCUCCAUGAUGAAAGAGGAUGCACUCCCACCAACACACGCGCGCCAUCCCCCCAGAUAUCUUCCUCCGCUCCAACCAGGGAAUUUGUGUACCCUAAUGUGGGCAAAGAGUUUGAUUUGCAAGCUUGUUUAGCUGAAACUAAUGAAGUUGGUUCUUGGUUAAACUAAAGGAGGCUGCUUGCAAUUGAGAACGUUAUCUUGAUGGACCAGGUCUACAAAUGCUGUGAUGAUCUCACCCUUUAAAGGGUUUAAUGUCUUUUGCUUUGUCCAUAUUCGUAUGCCAGUGUGCAGAUUUGUUUGUAAUUUGCAGUCCAGCAAAUCCAUUAACGUAAUUGCUUUUUUGUUAUCUAAGAAAUAUGCUCUCUGACAACGUGUCCAAAAUCCAAUGUUAAUGUUAGAUCUUAUCCUUAAAAUAUUUUACUUGGGUUAAUUUGACCCCCCCCGUGAAUUUCUUAAUGAGAUAUGGCUAUCUGAACAACCUGAGGCAUGUGGAUGAAGUUGUGUGAUUGCAGAUUUGAGCCUUUUUGUCUAUUUCUAUAUAAGAUUGAUACAGAGGUGGGAAUAUGAGAACUAAGCCUAUUUCUAACCUGUAGUUGCUAGAUUAUUCCAUUGUUAUGUUUUCAGUGUUUAUUCUUGGAGCAGUCUCUGUUAUCUUGAUCAAAAUCAAAUGGAAUGGGUGCUAAUUGCUACAGUUUCCCAUUUGACAUUGAAUAAAGUUAAUAAGUUUUAAAUUUUGGGAAUGUUUAACCUGUGAAUUUUAAAAUACUGUCACUGUUCGUGACUUAACAGAUCUGCAUAAAAGUAAUCCACUGACGCAUGUCUAAUUUGUUAAUGGAAAACUGUAAAACUCUUUUGUACUGAUUUUAUUUUGUAUUUAAAGCAACUUGUCUUGCAUGUAGCCAGACUCCACUUAGAUGUCAUAGAUAUUUGAAAUUAUUUGCUAUUGGAAUAUAAAUUGUUGAACUUAGCAUUUUUAAUAUUUCUAGUUUUUUGUAAAUCUGCAGCUAUACAAUAAAA